Molecule: messenger RNA, 754 nt
Organism: Homalodisca vitripennis (glassy-winged sharpshooter)
Lineage: Eukaryota; Metazoa; Arthropoda; Insecta; Hemiptera; Cicadellidae
Product: protein white-like
Exons: 5
Coding region: 1-630 (209 amino acids)
Cellular component (GO): plasma membrane
Molecular function (GO): ABC-type transporter activity
Source: RefSeq, a predicted model, not a curated record
AUGUCUGUCUGCUGGUUCCAGGAGGACAUCAGGCAUAUUUCGGCACAGUGCCAGGAGUCUCAGCAAUUUUUUAAAAGUCAGGGAAUGGAAUGCCCUCCUCUAUACAAUCCAGCAGACUUUCUGCUGUCCAAGUUGAACUCUAGUCCUGAUGUCACCAAAGAAAUCUGCCAGAAUUUCUCCGACUCUCCCCUCAACGACGCUCUCAUCUCCGAGAUCGAUAGUAUCAAGAAAAGCAGUGGCAAAAACCAGUCCGUCUUUGGAAUAGAAGAGCAAUUCCUGAAGUUCUACUCAGUGUGUCAACCGACUCAUAAAACUCAAAUGAGUUGGCUCAUGUGGCGCUCAGGAUUGUCAAUGUUCAGAGAGUCUCAGCGAAUGAUGCUACGAUUCUUCAUGUACAUGAUGAUCGCCUUAUUUGUAUCCCUGCCAUAUUGGAGUGUGAAGAUUGAUCAAGCUGGAAUCCAAAAUUUGCAAGGUUUUCACUAUUCUGUCAUCACAGAGGCGAUUUUCAUGCAGACUUACUCCAUCCUGUACACCUUCCCCGCUGAGAUAGCCAUCAUGCUAAGAGAAAUCAACAAUGGGGUCUAUCAGGCCGGGCCGUACUACUUCUCCAAAGCAGUCGUACUGGUAUAAAACAACAUUAAUUAAUUUUUAUAUUGAACUAUAAAUAAUAUUGAAAUUAUGAAUAAACUAAAAAAUCCAAAAAGGCUUGGAAUAGUUAUAAAUGUCUGAAUGUGACCGUGUAACCACACACGAA